GGUUAAAAAGUUUAGUCUACAUUUUUGUUGAUUUUAGUUGUGAAAAUGACCACCUCUUUAAAAAACUGUGACAUAUUUUUGGAAUGGUUAGAAGUAAAGGAUCAAAGUAUGUCAUAUGUUCUGGCAAAACUUAAAGAAUUUAUUGAGGAUCGAAUUGGAAGGAAAAUGACGGGCGAAGAACACAUAAAGGUUAAAAAUAUUUGCUACAAAUUGUCUUCUACGUGGAAAAAAUACUAUCGAAAGAGGGAUAAAGUAGAAAUGGUCUUAAAAGAUUGGUUUCUUAUGGAUACGUUUAAAUUUGAUUCGGAACCUGAUAAGUCUACAUCAAGAGGUCGACCACGCAUUAACUUUGAGGAAAGUUCAUGUAGAACAAAAAGGCGACGUGUAGGUGAACUUGUUGCAUCUACUUCGGCGGACAUCAUAACAACAGCUGCAAAAAGAUUUUCGAAUGUAAAGGAAACGGACAUUAUUUCAGUGGAAAAAGCAUUGGCGCUCUACGUGGAUAUGGAUUUAUCAGUUAGACAGUAUAACAUGAUGAGAAAUGCUGUAAAUGCUAUACAUAAAAAUUGUUUCCCAUCGUAUUAUGCUAUAGCAGAAGCUAAGAAAAAAUUGAUUCCAGAAAAUAUAGAAGUGACGGAAACAUCAAUGAAUAAGUAAACUGCAAAUAUUCAUUUAAUAUGGUUGAAUACAUACGAUUUCAUAGGCCAACAAAUCGAAAUUUUCAAGCCCCAUUGUAUGGGAGGUAUACCAAAUCAUGGUCCGAUCAAUUCAAUUUUUUGUCACUUGUUUUAUAGCCCAAAUUAGAAGUAAACUGCAGAUUUUCGUCGAAUUUGGGUUAAUACAUUCGUUUUUAUAUCCCAAAAGAGAGAAUUUUUCAAGACCCAUUGUAUGGGAGGUAUACCAAAUCAUGGUCCGAUCAAUCCAAUUUUUUGUCAACUGUUUUAUAGGCCCAAUUAGAAGUUACAUGCCAAUUUUCAUCAAAUUUGGUUGAAUAUUAACGAUUUUAUAGGCUAAAAGAGUGAAAUUUGGAAGACCCUAUAUAUGGGAGGUAUACCGAAUUUUGGUCCAAUCUAUCCAAAUUUUUGUAAUUUGCUUUUUAGCCCAAUAAUAAGCAUCUGUACAAAAUUUCAUCCACCUACGACAACUCUUUCUAUUUUUGGCCGCCGUUUGUAUGAACU
Molecule: messenger RNA, 1178 nt
Organism: Musca domestica (house fly)
Lineage: Eukaryota; Metazoa; Arthropoda; Insecta; Diptera; Muscidae
Exons: 4
Coding region: 46-657 (203 amino acids)
Source: RefSeq, a predicted model, not a curated record